Molecule: messenger RNA, 562 nt
Organism: Dermacentor silvarum
Lineage: Eukaryota; Metazoa; Arthropoda; Arachnida; Ixodida; Ixodidae
Exons: 2
Coding region: 17-562 (181 amino acids)
Source: RefSeq, a predicted model, not a curated record
UCCGGAAUGGGCGAAUAUGACCGAAAUGGGGGUUUUUGGCACCAUUGUGGUCAUCGUCGGAGCCUUUGUCCUCCUCACUUUGGCCGAAAAUCGUUACGACCUCUACUCGGCCAUGGAGCCCCAGUCAGGCUUUGGUCCCAAGGAACCGGAGGUUUACCAACGCUACCUGACCUUCCUGGCCAGUCGCAACGCACUGCCGACUGAAAAGUUGCGCCGUCGUUCAGAACAGACACACACAGAAACCCCCUUCACCAUAGCAUCGUCAGGACAGCAGGCUGGGGAGGCCGGAGCUGACACCGUGGCCUCAACUGCUCCUUGCACUCCACCUGAAGUCGAGAUGCGCGGGCAAGACGGUAUCACUACGUGGCCUGCUCCGGAUGCGCUUGAUGACCCGGCUACGCGUCACAGUGCCACCGAAGAAGAGGAACGACAUUCAGCCUUGCCAGUGACAUACGCCACGUCUAUGGGAGCAGAUCCUAGCACGGCAGCAACGUUUAUCGACGGGAAAGACUCCGCAUCUUCCAAUGAUCAAGAGAAGCACGUGAAACAACUAGAUCGGUGA